GGUCUAGUUCCUCAUCAACGCACAUUCGAUAUAGUCUUUUUCUAUCGGAACUUGCAACUAAAUACUAAGGGGACAAUUUGCUAUAAAACAAAUAAUAUUUAUAGUUUCAUGCAAUUGUGUUUGAACUAUUUAUCAUUUCUAAAUAUUUGUCUCAUGUUGAAUGUACUGACAAUGAAACCGGAUUUGUUGCGACACGUCACUGAAUUCCAUCAGCUACGGAAGCGGUGCCGUGUCGAGAUCUACAACACCGUUGAUCAAGGGUUUAGUGUCUUCAGAAUGGGUGGGUGGUUUUCCAGUCUCUUCUCUGGCCUGUUUGGUACCAGAGAGAUGAGGAUCCUGAUCCUGGGGUUGGACGGAGCCGGUAAAACUACCAUCCUGUACCGCCUGCAGGUCGGAGAGGUGGUCACCACCAUUCCAACGAUCGGCUUCAACGUGGAGACGGUGACGUACAAGAACCUGAAGUUCCAGGUAUGGGAUCUUGGUGGACAGACGAGUAUCAGGCCAUACUGGCGUUGUUAUUACUCCAACACAGAUGCUGUCAUCUACGUGGUGGACAGCAGUGACAGAGACAGGAUGGGCAUCUCUAAGUCUGAGCUUGUCACCAUGCUGGAGGAAGAGGAGUUGAAGAAAGCCAUCCUGGUGGUGUUUGCAAACAAGCAGGACAUGGAACAGGCCAUGACCCCGGCUGAGGUGGCCAACUCCCUGGGCCUCCCCGCCCUCAAAGACCGGAAGUGGCAGAUCUUCAAGACCUCCGCCACCAAGGGCACGGGCCUGGACGAGUCCAUGGAGUGGCUGGUGGAAGCCCUGAAGAGCAGGCAGUAAAGACAACCCACACCUCUUGUUCUCUGUAAAUACUCCUGACCUCCUGUAUAAAAUACUUCCUGAUUGGACCGCUCAGGAGGACCAGUGACUGCACUCCUUCCAGGGGCACGUUCAUAGAAAUGUCAUGAAUAGAGCUGAUGUGAUUCCUUACUCUACAUGUCACAUGUUCUACACGAAGGUUCCAAAACGUUGUGCCCUGCUGAACACAACCCCGCCCCAUCCCUGAAGCCUUCACCAUGCCUAGCCCCUCCAUGCCUUCCAGCCUGGGAUAGAGGCUGCAAUAUAGUAUAUUACCUUGUCCCAAAACACUGAUCACCCCAGCCCAUAGCCCUGUGGUGUUUGCAGAUCUGAAGGGGACCAAGUAAUGUGGUGAUGGCUCCACAACACACAUAGAUACUAUAUAAUCUAUUUAAUUAUGUUGUGGAUCUUCUGCCAUUUUUGGUGUACCCUUCCAGUUCCUUCUGAUCUGUAAAAACCCAGGGGUUGGCUCAGGUGCAAAGAACUGACUGGCCCCUUCAAGGAAGAGGACCUGAGCAACGUUACUGCAGCUGGUGCUGUUUUUGUAUUGUACUACUCAUACUGAAUGAUUUUUUUUCAUUUCUUAUACUUCUGUUGGGUGUGUAAAUAAAGUUUUUUAGUUUAGGCCUUUCUCAUUGUAACGCUCAAACUUUAAUAUGCCACUAGUCAGUUGUUGGACACUAACUGCUUCAUUUGAAUGCCACAACUUUUAUUGCAUAUUUGAGCUUGUACAGUGAAAACGACCCUCAGUAAAACUGAAUAUAUAAA
Messenger RNA from Salmo salar (Atlantic salmon), 1608 nucleotides. Its product is annotated as ADP-ribosylation factor-like protein 1. Lineage: Eukaryota; Metazoa; Chordata; Actinopteri; Salmoniformes; Salmonidae. Gene Ontology annotation, molecular function: GTPase activity; GTP binding. The record is from RefSeq and is a predicted model, not a curated record.